GCUGCAGCCAACAUGGCUGCGCUCCGGAGCCCGGGAGGCGGCCGCUGCUGAGCGCCGCCCGCCGCCCCGGGCCCCGCCGCUCGCGGCUCCCGGCGCGCUAGGCGGCCGCCCAGGUUUGCCCGCCGCCCGCCGGCCUCGGGGAGCCGGGGCGCCGUCCGGCGGGGCGGGGCGGCGCGGCUCGGCCCGCCACCAUGGAGCCCCAGCGCCGGGAGCUGCUCGCCCAGUGUCAGCAGAGCCUGGCCCAGGCCAUGACCGAGGUGGAAGCCGUGCUCGGGCUGCUCGAGGCCGCGGGAGCGCUCAGCCCCGGCGAGCGGCGGCAGCUGGACGAGGAGGCGGGAGGCGCCAAGGCGGAGCGGCUGCUCAAGCUGCUCCUGGCCAAGGAGCGGGACCACUCCCAGGACCUGCGCUUGGCGCUGGAGAAGACGCAGCCUCACCUGCUGCCCAUUCUCUACCUGAACGGUGUCGUCGGACCGCCGCAGCCCGCCGAGGGCGCCGGCUCCACUUACAGUGUCCUGUCCAUCAUGCCUUCGGACUCGGAGAGCAGCAGCUCACUCAGCAGUGUGGGCACCACUGGGAAAGCACCAUCCCCACCGCCCCUCCUCACUGACCGGCAGGUGAAUGAGAAGGUGGAGAACCUCUCCAUUCAGUUGCGACUGAUGACUCGAGAGAGGAAUGAGCUGCGCAAGCGCCUGGCCUUUGCAACCCAUGGGACGACCUUCGACAAGAGGCUGAAUCCUGAUUAUGAGAGGCUGAAAAUCCAGUGUGUGCGGGCCAUGUCCGACCUGCAAAGUCUGCAGAACCAGCACACCAACGCCUUGAAGAGGUGCGAGGAGGUGGCCAAGGAGACCGAUUUCUAUCACACACUCCACAGCCGGCUCCUGAGUGACCAGACUCAGCUGAAGGACGACGUGGACAUGCUGAGGAGGGAGAAUGGACAGCUGCUCCGGGAGCGGAACCUGCUGCAGCAGUCCUGGGAAGACAUGAAGCGGCUUCAUGAGGAGGACCAGAAGGAGAUUGGUGACCUCCGUGCCCAGCAACAGCAGGUGCUGAAGCACAAUGGGUCAUCAGAGAUCCUUAACAAGCUGUAUGACACGGCCAUGGACAAGCUGGAGGUGGUCAAGAAGGACUAUGAUGCCCUGCGGAAGCGCUACAGUGAGAAGGUGGCCAUUCACAACUCAGACCUGAGCCGCCUGGAGCAGCUGGGAGAGGAAAAUCAGCGCCUACUGAAGCAGACAGAGAUGUUGACCCAGCAGAGGGACACAGCCAUCCAGCUCCAACACCAGUGUGCCCUGUCUCUGAGGAGGUUUGAGGCAAUCCACCAUGAGCUGAACAAGGCCACAGCCCAGAACAAGGACCUGCAGUGGGAAAUGGAGUUGCUGCAGUCGGAGCUGACUGAGUUGAGGACCACGCAGGUGAAAACUGCCAAGGAGUCUGAGAAGUACAAGGAGGAGCGGGACGCUGUGUACAGCGAGUACAAGCUCAUCAUGAGUGAGCGCGACCAGGUCAUCUCUGAGCUAGACAAGCUACAGACUGAGGUAGAGUUGGCUGAAUCCAAGCUUAAGAGCAGCACAUCUGAGAAGAAGGCGGCCAGUGAGGAGAUGGAAGCCCUGCGGCAGAUCAAAGACACGGUGACAAUGGAUGCUGGGAGAGCCAACAAGGAGGUGGAAGUCCUUCGAAAGCAAUGCAAGGCUCUGUGCCAGGAACUGAAGGAAGCCCUCCAGGAGGCGGAUGUGGCCAAGUGCCGGCGAGACUGGGCCUUUCAGGAGCGUGACAAGAUUGUGGCAGAGCGCGAUAGCAUCCGGACCCUUUGUGACAACCUGAGGCGGGAGCGGGACCGGGCUGUGAGUGAGCUGGCUGAGGCUCUGCGCAGCCUGGACGACACUCGGAAACAGAAGAACGAUGUUAGCCGGGAGCUUAAAGAACUCAAGGAGCAGAUGGAAUCCCAGCUGGAAAAGGAGGCUCGGUUCCGGCAACUGAUGGCCCACAGCUCCCAUGACUCCGCCAUUGACACGGAUUCCAUGGAGUGGGAAACAGAAGUUGUUGAGUUCGAAAGGGAGACGGAGGACAUUGACUUGAAGGCACUUGGGUUUGACAUGGCAGAAGGUGUGAAUGAGCCUUGUUUCCCAGGGGAUUGUGGCAUAUUCGUCACAAAAGUGGACAAAGGAAGCAUUGCUGAUGGCCGCUUAAGGGUCAAUGACUGGCUGCUGAGAAUCAAUGAUGUGGACCUCAUCAACAAGGACAAGAAACAGGCCAUCAAGGCUCUUCUCAACGGGGAGGGGGCCAUCAACAUGGUUGUGCGGCGGAGGAAAUCCCUGGGCGGGAAGGUGGUCACGCCCUUGCAUAUCAACCUCACUGGACAGAAAGAUAGUGGCAUCAGUCUGGAGAACGGAGUGUAUGCAGCUGCCGUGGUACCUGGAAGCCCUGCUGCCAAGGAAGGAUCUCUCGCUGUGGGAGACAGGAUUGUUGCGAUCAAUGGCAUCGCACUGGACAAUAAGUCUCUGAAUGAAUGUGAAUCUCUGCUGCGCAGCUGCCAGGACUCCUUGACCCUUUCCCUCCUGAAGGUGUUCCCUCAGAGUUCCUCGUGGAGUGGCCAGAACAUCUUUGAAACCAUCAAGGACUCUGAGAAGAUGUUGACUUUUCGAGCCCAUGGGACAGAGGUCCAGGCUCACAACAAACGGAACUUGGUACAGCACAAUAAUUCCACACAGACUGAUAUCUUCUAUGCAGAUCAGCUAGAAGACAGGAAGGACCUGGGCCUCCCUGGGGACAGCAGCUCCUUUCUACACAAGCCGUUCCCUGGAGGUCCCUUUCCUGUCUCCCCACAGGCCUAUCCCAGUGCCUCUGAUCGAAGCCUGAGCUCCUUCCGUUCAGAUGCCUCUGGGGAGCGUGGCUGUGGGCUGGUGGACAUGCGGAGCCGGCAGCCUCUGCUGCCCUUUGAGACUGAGGUGGGCCCUUGUGGGUCUGUGGAGGCCCCACUGGACAAGACUGAACCCGAGGGCUCCAACAGUGGUGGGACCUGGCCCAAGGCUGUGCUCAGCUCCACAGCAGGGCCAGAAAAGCUCUCUGUUUACAAGAAACCAAAGCAAAGAAAGUCCAUCUUUGACCCAAACACUUUCAAACGCCCCCAGACACCCCCCAAAGUAGACUACUUGCUCCCAGGCCCUGGGCCUGCUCACUCCCCCCAGCCCUCAAAGAGGGUCGGGCCUCUUACACCCCCAAAACCCCCAAGGAGGAGCGACUCCAUCAAGUUCCAGCAUAGAUUGGAAACUAGUUCUGAGUCAGAAGCCACUUUAGUGGGCAGCUCCCCAUCUACCAGUCCCCCAAGCGCCCCACCCCCUGACAUGGACCCUGAGGAACCCAUGCAUGCGUCACCCCCUCGCAAGGCCAGGGUCCGCAUUGCCUCCAGCUACUACCCUGAAGGGGACGGGGACUCCUCCUACCUGCCAGCCAAGAAGUCCUGUGAUGAGGACCUUACCUCCCAGAAGACAGAUGAGCUGGGGCAGAAGCGCCGCCGGCCAAAGUCUGCUCCCAGUUUUCGGCCCAAGCUUGCUCCGGUAGUGAUUCCUGCUCAGUGCCUGGAGGAACAGAAGUGCAGCCUAGCCAGUGGAGAGCUUUCCCCAGAGGCUCAGGAGUGGUCCCCAUACUCACCAGGGCAUUCUGGCCGGCAUGGCAAUCCCCCACUGUACCCUAACAGGCCAUCUGUGGGCACCGUUCCCAGGAGCAUGACCCCCAGCACCACCGUGAGCUCCAUCCUGAGGAACCCCAUCUACACUGUGCGCAGCCACAGGGUUGGGCCCUGCAGCUCUCCACCUGUGCCCCGUGACACCGGCCCCCAGAGCUUGCCUCCCAGCGUCCAGCACCAGGGUCGCCUGAGUCUGGACCUGAGCCAUAGGCCCUGCAAUGACUACUCUGAGAUGAGAGCCUCCCAUGGGUCCAAUUCGCUGCCCUCCAGUGCCCGCCUCGGGUCUUCCAGUAACCUGCAGUUCAAGGCAGAACGCAUUAAGAUCCCGUUAACUCCAAGAUACCCUCGGUCUGUCAUGGGCUCUGACAGAGGCUCACUGUCAUAUUCUGAAUGCAGCACCCCACCCCGGUCACCCCUGAGUGUUGAUACCCUGUCCUCCUGUAGCCAGCCUCAUACCUCAGCCUCCACAUUGCCCAGGAUUGCUGUCAACCCUGCAUCCCUUGGGGAGCGGAGAAAGGACAGGCCUUAUGUGGAGGAACCACGCCAUGUGAAGGUGCAGAAGGGCCCAGAGCCACUGGGCAUCUCCAUUGUGAGUGGAGAGAAGGGUGGUAUCUAUGUCUCCAAGGUGACCGCAGGGAGCAUUGCCCACCAGGCCGGCCUUGAGUAUGGGGACCAGUUACUUGAGUUCAAUGGAAUAAACCUGCGGAGUGCCACCGAACAGCAGGCCCGGCUCAUCAUUGGGCAGCAGUGUGACACCAUCACUAUCCUGGCCCAGUAUAACCCUCAUAUGCACCAACUCAGCAGCCACUCCCGCUCCAGCUCCCACUUGGACCCUGUUGGUGCCCACUCCACUCUCCAGGGCAACGGUGCCACCACCCCAGAGCAUCCCUCUGUCAUUGACCCACUGAUGGAACAGGACGAGGGCCCUGGCACCCCUCCAGCUAAGCAGAGCACCCCAAGCUCCAGAAUGGUAGGCGAUGUCAGCAAGAAGACCCCAGAGCCACGCGUUGUCUUCCUCAAAAAGACCCAGCUGGAGCUUGGAGUGCACUUGUGCGGCGGAAAUCUGCAUGGAGUCUUUGUGGCCGAGGUGGAGGAUGGUAGUCCUGCUAAGGGUCCUGAUGGCCUCAUGCCAGGGGACCUUAUCCUUGAGUAUGGUAACCUAGACAUGCGUAACAAGACAGUUGAGGAGGUCUACGUAGAGAUGCUGAAGCCCAAAGAUGGCAUCCGCCUAAAGGUGCAGUACCGCCCAGAGGAGUUCACCAGGAUCAAGGGCCUGCCUGGUGACAGCUUCUACAUCAGGGCCCUAUAUGACCGGCUGGCAGAGGUGGAGCCUGAGCUGAGCUUUAAGAAAGAUGACAUCCUCUAUGUGGAUGACACCUUGCCCCAGGGCACAUUUGGGUCUUGGAUGGCCUGGCAACUGGAUGAGAAUGCCCAGAAGAUCCAGCGUGGACAGAUUCCCAGCAAGUAUGUGAUGGACCAAGAAUUCUCCAGGAGGCUCAGCAUGUCCGAGGUCAGAGAUGACAGCAGUGCUGCAAAGACGCUGUCAGCAGCCGCACGCCGGUCCUUCUUUCGAAGGAAACAUAAGCACAAGCGCAGCGGGUCCAAAGAUGGGAAGGACCUCCUCACGCUCGAUGCUUUUUCCAGUGACUCCAUUCCACUCUUUGAAGAUUCGGUGAGCCUGGCCUAUCAGCGGGUCCAGAAGGUGGACUGUACCACUUUGAGGCCAGUCCUGAUUCUAGGGCCUUUACUGGAUGUGGUGAAGGAGAUGCUGGUGAACGAGGCACCUGGCAAGUUCUGCAGAUGCCCACUCGAGGUGAUGAAGGCUUCCCAGCAGGCCAUUGAGCGGGGUGUCAAAGACUGCCUGUUUGUUGACUACAAGCGCAGGAGCGGCCAUUUUGAUGUGACCACAGUGGCUUCAAUAAAGGAGAUCACAGAAAAGAACCGGCACUGUCUGCUGGACAUUGCUCCCCACGCCAUUGAGCGGCUACACCAUAUGCACAUCUACCCCAUCGUCAUCUUCAUCCACUACAAGAGCGCCAAGCACAUCAAGGAGCAGAGAGACCCCAUCUACCUGAGGGACAAGGUGACACAGAGGCAUUCCAAAGAGCAGUUUGAGACGGCUCAGAAGAUCGAGCAGGAGUACAGCAGGUACUUCACAGGGGUCGUCCAGGGAGGAGCCCUGUCGAGCAUUUGCACUCAGAUCUUGACAACAGUCAAUCAAGAGCAAAGUAAAGUCCUGUGGAUCCCCGCCUGCCCACUCUAGAAGGCUGGACCAGGAGGCAACUUAGCCAGCCUGAUGGUGGGGGAGACCUGGCUCGUUCUUCUCCAGUGACUGAAGACAGAGUUCUAUCUGUAUAUGGAGCUGCCAGGAAGGAUCCAGAACCAGGAUUCCAGAAGCACCUCCUUCGUAGACAGAGGGCAGCAGUCACAUGGAUCCAGGCCUGGGCCAGCAAGCUGCUCCUCUUUAUAUGUGUGCUUUACACAAAAAGCAGAAACACAAAAGACUUGGUAGGGGUUGAACACCCACCUUCCUAUAACCAGCCGAUCAGAGAUGCUGCACAGAACCUUUCAGAUCACAAGUUUACAAGCCUUUUCUAAGUAUUUGGUUGUUUAUGUUUACUUGAACGGCUCCAUGUCGGUGCCCCGCCCCUGCUUCCUGCCACCUCUGUUGCUUUGGUGUUGGUUUUGUUUCUGUCUUCAGCAAAAUGACCCUGGAACCUUGUGGGGGCUGCUUUGCUUUGGGAGGUUCCUGUCAGUGGGACCAGAGCUUCGACAGACUUCCUGCUCCCCCAUGGCCCAUCUCCCGGAAGAACAUCAUGACCGCAGGUGCUCAGACCACUGGUAGUGGCAGAACCAGUGCCUUGGAGGGGCCAGCUCACCACCACAGCGUUUUCCUCCCAUGCCAGGGAAGGUGGCUUUGGCACUCUUAGGAAUUUGCCUCUUGGCCUUUCCUCCUGCCUCCCAUGGCCUCUCAUUUCCCCUCCAGCUGCAUUUCUUAUUUAAGUGUCAUUAUGGUCCCUCAGGGCCUCUUAGGUUCUCAGUGACAUGAUUGGGUCCUAGGCAGGGUAUGAAGCAGGGCACGUGAACACAUGGGCUCCCCUAGGUUCCAUGAGUCCUCACAGCCUCUAUCAGUGCAAUGUUGCAGGGUAAUCCUUACACUGUACAGCAUGGAAGUACAUCACUCUUUUUGGUGCGAAACCAUUCAUGUUUUAGACUUUGAAAUGAGAACUUCUAAGGGGAAACAUAAUGGUUAAUGUCGCCAUUAUUGAAAAUCUCAAAAGAAAGCCUGGGGUCUUGUUAAUCUUGCUUUUAUACCUCUCAGCAUGAGCCUGACUCCGUGAGGAUGUCUGCAGUCUUUGUCAGAUUUCUGUUUUUUUCUUUUUUUUGCACUUCUGAUGCCGGAUAUCCCUGGCUGGAGAUUCAAUGUGGUUUCUCCUUUAAACUGUGUGCCCUGUUAAUAGGUACUGUACUGGCUCUGUGGGUCAUUGGGGUAGGACCUAUAUUUUAAUACUGUUCCUAACAUUUCAUUUUACUAGCAAGAAAUCUUUGAUUUCAUUUUAUUCUUUGUAAUUCUAGAAACUAGAUUAUAGUUUAGCCAUUACUGACAUUUUUAAAAAAGGGAUAUAUUUUCUUGCACAGCUGUUCAAAAAAGAAACAAGUUUUAGUCCUCAGUGCUGUCCUUUGUUUUACAGGUACAAGUUUUCUAGCUCAGACAACUGAGAAAAACUGUAGGCCAUUCUCAAGGUACUGCUUGCACAGCCUUGAGGGGCUGUUUUCUAGGUUGCAGGUUGAGUUGGGCUGUGUUGGGCAAUGCACAGGCAGGUACGGAUCUGACAGAUGGGCUGUUCUGUACUAAGAUGUUACUUUAUAUCAAAAGGUAAACAGAUUUUAGUACAAAUAAAGGUCAAUUUCUGUCACCCAUUGUGUGUAAAGAUACCUGUGCCAUGCUGUGCUAGCUGGUGUAUAGCCUCUUCCUGCUGCCCCAGCUUUCCAUCACCCUGGUCCUCUAUGCUCCUCCUAGCGUGUGACUGGAUUGACUGAAGGAUGAGGUUCUUGCCUGUUCUUCCAUCUCUGCCCCUCUCGGACUCCCUUCUUCCUCUCUAGUCUGUCCAUCUGUCCCAUGUUGCAUGGGGUGUUGGUCGCAGCUGGGCAGCCCUCACCUCCUCAUGGUUAGGCCUGCAGGUAUGGGUUGGCCUGAACUUGUGAGAAGCAAAGAGAAGUGAGCCAAGCUGAGUCCUCAGGGGAUCUCUGAGUGUUCUCAGUCAGGGUCCUGCCUGACACUAUUGGUGGAAAGAGUCCCUGCCUGGCAUGGGACCAUGUUGUGGGCCUCAGAUCAUCAUAUUGUGAUAUUACCCAGCACUGCAGGGGCCCUGGAGCAGCCAUGGACUGGAAGUCCGUGUUCUGCAUGAUGGAAAAGUUAGGAGGCAUGGCCUGUGACUGCGAGAAGCCGGGGCUGAGGUCUGGUGCGAAUCCCUCCCCUCCUCCGCUGCUUCUGCUUAGAGGGUCUCAGGGGCGCAAUGUUCUGCCAAAGCCCCAUGCUGGUGUGGUAGCCAGGCCAAUGGAGACAGACUUGGUGUUGGUGUUGGUACCUCUCUCGUCCCUUCCUAUUAGACCAAGUUCCACUAUGGCCCUGCAGUUAUGGCUUCACCCAUGGCAAUACAGAGAUGUGCAGGGAUCUGGCAGGUGAAGGAGGUGGGACAGUGUGUGUUCCUUGUCUUCCCUCUUCCUCACUCAACCCAGUCACUUACCCAUGCAUUCAUAGCCAUAGGGCCAGAUCAUAUCUUCUGACAGCCCAGCCCUGGUACCAUCCUUAGAGGCAGCCACAAAAGAUUUUAAGUCAACCCCCUGGCAAGUGGCAGGGGUGGUAGGUCUUUAUUUUAGGAAUGGUUUCUCUUAAAAGAGUUUAGUUAUGAUUAAACCAAAACCUUAAAAAUAGUUCCUAUUUCUGACAUUGUGAUAAUUGUUUGCUUCUUUAGAAGUUUUUAUAGUUUCCAAAUCUUCUACAGGCAACUUGAUUUUCUUUUGUAAUCACAAGAGAAAACAUGAUGCCUUUUAAAACUAAAAGGCCAGUUGUAUCACUGAGUUUGCAGACUAUUUUUCCAUGGACAGAAGCUUUGUAAGGCAGCCACUGGGAUAUGCUGGCAAGCAGCCUCAAGAGAGGACUCACGCCCUUUUGAGGCUUUUUUCUAAACCAUACUGGGCAGUGAGGGGGAGGGCACAACCACAGGAUCUCUGCCCCAAGGUGGUGUCUGUCUCAUGGGGGCUCAGAUCAUUCUAGAAGGGCACUCUUGACGGCACUCUCUUGGCCUUUAUCUCCAAAGACAGUGAAGUGUGGAUGCUCUCUGAGGCCCCUUCUGGUGCCAACUUCUAUGAUUCUGCAAUGUGGGUGGGGAGUGGUUCCAGAGGAGUGAAGCCCAAAUUCACUCCUGACCUUGCAGACCCAAAGGAAAUCCCUCUGGCAAGGCUGGAGGAGACCCAAGGCCUGGAAGCAGAAGUCAAGCAGGCCUGGAAUAGAAGCCAAAUGCUAGCCAGAACCCUUGGGCCUCUCUCUUCCUGGCUGAGACCAAGCCAUGAAGUUACAACAAAGCAGGUGAUUUGUGGAAAGGUUUGUUCUAGAAAGGUGAGCAGCUACCACUUGAGGAUGAUGGGACCAAAGGGCCACCUGGGUCAUGGAUGUCAAGGAUGAGGGAAAUGCAGGAGGGCACAGACAGCGUAAACUCAAUACGAAGGGAGCACAGGCCGGCAAUGGAAGGAUCAUCCUCCCAGGGAGGGAGAGGCUUCAGGAGGGAACCCUGGGCAGGCUUGGCCUCUCACCACUGCCCUGCUCCAUUGGCUUUCAGGCCUAUGGUUCCCUUAGCCUCAUCUCGUCCGUUCAUACCUCUCAUCAUCCAGAAUGUAGUCUCUGUUUCUUGACAAUCCCUCCUCCAGUCAAGACUUGGUUCUUGCUAUUAUGCAUUUUUGUCUUUUUCUUUCCAACUGUGAAAUGUGUCAUCCCUACAGAAGAAGAGCAUAUACAAUAUAAAUGUACAAUUAGAAUAAAAUAGGCGGUCUAUGCCUCUUUAAGGAACAAAACUCUAUCCCUCCCUUAGGAGCCCUUAUAUGCCCACCCAGUUGAAUUCCCCACUUUCUCCACUGAAUAAUUUCCUUUUAUAUAUAGUCAGUCCAACACACAUAUCUUUCAACAAUAUAUUGUGCGGUUUUGAAAACAUUGAGUGAGCAUCGAACACAGACGAUUACAGACUUCGCUACAUGGGGAAGACACAAUGUUGCCACAGUUGAGUAAAGUCUAUGGCAGGCAAGAGGGACUCCACAGCCCUAGCAGGAUUUCCUCUGUCUCUCAGGGAUGCCUAUUUCCAGAGCAGUUCAACAGGUUGACUCAGGCAUUUGGAUUGUUUUUAUUGUGUUUAUAGAUUUGAAAUUGAGUUGUAUUAGAACAUGGCCACAUUCAUUCGUGUAUUGUUGUAACUGCUUUUGUAUUGUAACCCUAUAAAACUAGAGUUUUACCUGGUCCUUACAGGUAAAAGUUUCCCAAUUCCUGAUAUGUAGGGUAAAGCGAAACAAACCAACAUGUGUUUAGGAUAUACUUUAUGCUAGGCAUAAUGUUAGGCAACUUCACAUCUAGUAUCACAUUUAGUUUGACAUCUCUCAUUUACAAAAUUUCACAAUCUUGAGUAAUCAGAUAACUCCUUGUCAUGCUGAAGUACUUUCUCUGGAACCAUACCUUUGCUUUGUGUUUUACUCACACUUAGUUUUAUCCUUAUAGAAGCAUCUAUAACGAGUUUAUAGUUGGUACAUGUCCAGGCUUUCAGCAACUAGUGAAUUGCUAAAGCUAUUUUAUGAUGCCAUUUACCCUUAGGGAUAAAAGAAAACUUGUUCAUAUUUUAGAGCUCUAGCUUCUCAUAGAGGCUACUUGUUCUGAGAAAGUAAGCCAUCUAAGCUACUAUAACCUGUCCCCUUCUUCUGUCAGUUAAGGAUGGACAGAGAUGCUGAGAACUAAGUGUUAGGGUGAACAAAAGGGAAGCCAUGUUAGGAUUAGACCCCCCACCCUUGCAGACAGUUUUUGGGAGGGACCACACCUGGCCUCAAGGGAAUGACAAAC
This is a messenger RNA of Castor canadensis (American beaver), 10781 nucleotides long. The record is from RefSeq and is a predicted model, not a curated record. NCBI's taxonomy places the organism in Eukaryota, Metazoa, Chordata, Mammalia, Rodentia, Castoridae.